Molecule: messenger RNA, 685 nt
Organism: Bicyclus anynana (squinting bush brown)
Lineage: Eukaryota; Metazoa; Arthropoda; Insecta; Lepidoptera; Nymphalidae
Gene: RpL35A
Product: 60S ribosomal protein L35a
Exons: 4
Coding region: 161-640 (159 amino acids)
Biological process (GO): cytoplasmic translation; ribosomal large subunit biogenesis
Cellular component (GO): cytosolic large ribosomal subunit; ribosome
Molecular function (GO): structural constituent of ribosome
Source: RefSeq, a predicted model, not a curated record
AAAACGAAACAAAAAGAAUAAUUAAUACAGAUUUUAAUAUAGUUAAAGUUCGAAAACACAGGGCGAUAUCAAUUAUCAAGAAUUAAUAAAUAUUAAUUGGUAACUUAACUGGCAACACAAAUUCCUUUCUUUCAUUUCAACAAGCAAAACAGUGUCCGGCAUGAGUGACGCUGCGCCAUCGACAGCGCCUAAGGCGAAGGCGCCUAAAAGCAAAGCUCCCAAGGAGAAGGCUGCAAAAGCCGCGCCUGCAGCACCCGCGGAGACCCCGAAAGCCGUCCGCAAAGUCUCCUCUAAGGCUAGACAUGGGAGGCUGUACGCCAAGGCAGUCUUCACAGGAUACAGACGUGGUCUUCGGAACCAACACGAAAACACAGCUCUUCUGAAAGUUGAAGGAGCACGUAACAGGGAUGAUGCAAUCUUCUAUGCGGGCAAGAAGUGUGUAUAUGUAUACAGAGCUAAGAAGAGGACUCCAAUCCCUGGCGGGCCACGGGGCAAGAAGACCAAGCUGCGUGCAAUCUGGGGCAAGGUGACCCGCCCGCACGGUAGCUCUGGCAGUGUCAGAGCCAGGUUUAAGUCUAACCUGCCUGCACAGGCUAUGGGACACAGAAUACGUGUGAUGUUGUAUCCAUCAAGGAUCUAAACCUGUUUAAUUUAAGUCUAAAAUAAAAUAAAAUCCUUAAAAUCA